This is a messenger RNA of Syngnathoides biaculeatus (alligator pipefish), 2636 nucleotides long. It is a transcript of the gene fancg, whose product is annotated as FA complementation group G. Gene Ontology annotation, cellular component: Fanconi anaemia nuclear complex. Gene Ontology annotation, biological process: interstrand cross-link repair. The transcript has 14 exons. Lineage: Eukaryota; Metazoa; Chordata; Actinopteri; Syngnathiformes; Syngnathidae. Bases 66 to 1913 code for a protein of 615 amino acids. Gene Ontology annotation, molecular function: protein binding. The record is from RefSeq and is a predicted model, not a curated record.
UCCGUUUUCCGGUUGUACAACAAACGAGGGAAAGUUGAACAGUUUUGUCAGAAAACGCAGUUUAAAUGUCCACCGAAAGGCAACAAUCACCGUCGAAUUUACCGGAUAGAUGGCUCCAAGAAAACAACGAAUUAGUCAACAAAUGGAAGAACAGAGAUGCGUCAAGCCGAGACCAGAACCACGUCAUAUUAUUGUUGUCAUCUGAGUUCCAAAAACUUUUAAGGAAAAUACAAGGUCUUCCUCCCCUCGAUGAUCACGUCCGGUUGGAGUUGUGCGUGGCGUACAAUGUUUGCUUGCUUUCCAUCGCUCUGUCUCAGAUGUCAGAAGCUGAGAUGCUCCUCACACAAACUGUGGACAGAGUUUUGCAGAUGGCAAGAGUUGAGCCAACGGAGUCGUCCCCACCGGAGUUCUGGCGCGCAGUUGUGACAUCAGUGGAAAACGAAGCAUUCAAGACCGGUGUACAAAACCUGCUGUGUGUGCGGUGGGCCAUCUGGUUGUCCAACUGUACGCUUGAAGCCAUCGAAGGACUUCAGGAGGAGUUUUCCUCUCUUUCCGCAGGACUUGAUCAAGACGUGACAAGCGAAGCCAGGCGAAUUCCGUCAAACGUUCCGCUUUUACUGAUGGAGCCAAGAAAGCUUCUUGAAUUGUUGCAAAUUUGCACUCUCAUCACCCAAGGCGCGGAGAGAUUGAAUGAGGGCCGAAGCUCAGAGGCUCUAACGGCUCUGCACGCUGCUUCCUCCCUGCCUGCUCCCAGAAUUCUAGUGGCGUACACGCACCUGCUAUCCGGCGCCUGUCUGGCCCGCACGGGCCGCCCUCAGAUGGCACUGCACUGUUUCAGGAACGCGGUGGAGACAGAUUUCCUGUGUGUGUGCGCUCAAUAUCAGAGCGUGCUCAUCUUCAGGGGCUUGGGGGACACGCAGGCGGAGAUACAAAUGCUUCGAUUCUUGCACUCUACGCUGAUGUUGCCCUCCACCUCUGAGCCUCUGACAGCCGGCGAUCAGAUCUUCUCGCUGUCCGUACUUCUACGGAGUCCGGCCCUGCGCAGCCUGCUUUUUGUCCCGACUGCCUUGUGUGUUCUUCACAGUUUGGCCCAGAAAUGCGUGCUGGAUUCAAGGGUGUCUGAAGGUGUGGAAUGUUAUCUGGACCUGCUGGCUGCUAUUCAUUCCGAGGAACACAGCGUAUCUUCAGAGGACUCUCGCCUUCCCCGGUUAGCCGAACUUUACCUGGAAGCCGGCACCGCCUUGCUCAUGGCCGAGCGCCCCGUCGAUUGCAUGACUUUGUGCGAUGAAGUCAUCGCCACCACGGCGGAGCUGCUGCCGGAGCGCGUGGUGCUGGAAGACCCGGAGGAAGGGGUGGAGGAGUCGUCUACGUGCGCUGACGGUGAACAGGAUGGGGCGGCGAUGCUUUUUUGGACGGGGGCGGCUUACCUCCUCCAGGGUCACAGCUGCUGUCAGCUGCAGGACUGGAAGCAAGCUGCGGCACACUACACAAGAUGUAUUAACCUGCUGGUGAAAGUGAGCUUUAAAGAGAGAGGUGGCCAACCUCAAAUCCCGACUCCGGACAUGUGCAAUGAGAAAAGAAGAGAUCUUCAGAUUCUACAGAGGAUGAAGGGGCUCUCAUUAGCGGGGCGGGGCAUCAGCUUCGCGCAGACCGACCAGCUUCGACACGCACUGAGAAACCUCCAGCUCAGCCUGCACGCUUUUCCAGAGUAUGUGAAUGCAAGACUCUGGUGUGGAGAGUUGCUGUGGAGGUUCGACAGGAAAAGUGAGGCGGCCGCAAUAUGGGAGAAGACGUGGAGCAUUAGCAUAAGCUCAGCAGAGAACAUGCCUAUGUACUUGCGGGAACCUCAAUCCGGACCCACGUUGGACACUGAAGAACUUCGCCGCAGGAUACGUGAACUUCAUUCCGGCUAGCUCGCCUUGAGCGAUGAAGAAGAAUGUCACGUAUAUUCAUAUGUAACUUUUUGCUUAUUUGUACAGCUGUCAAUGUCUAAAGGAAAGCGACACAUUUGCAUUGUUUAUAACUAAAACUAAUGGAUUUGCAGCAUGCAGAACACACACCCAUCCAUCCAUUUUCUUUGCCGCUUAUCCUCACGAGGGUCGCGGUGAGUGCUGGAGCCAAUCGCAGGGCACAUGGAGACAAAUACCCGCGCUCAUGAUCACACCUAGGGGCUAUAUAGAGUGUCCAAUUAAUGUUGCAUGUUUUGAAACCCACGCAGGGACGGACGGGGAGAACAUGCAAACUCUACACAGGCAGGCCUGGGAUCGAAUACGAAUACUAAGAACUGUGAGGCCCCAGAACACACAACACAUUGCAAAACUGCUCACAUACUGCCACAGUUACAAAAAAUUUCAGGGUAAAUUUAUUUAUUUUUUUUUUUAAAGACCAUUUGUAUGAUCUGAAAUGCUAACUCAGUAAAUGAUUUGAGGACUAAAAUGAUGUGCCAAUUGCUGUCAGGAAUGACAUCCCUAAAAUCUAAUUGGACGUGUACUUCAAGGUUACUUCAUGCCAUAGUUAUGGCUGAACUUUUUAUUAUUAUUUUUUUACUGGAUGCUUAUUUUUUUGUUGUUGUUGUUCUUUCUUCAACUUUGUUUACAGAAGUAUUCCUAUUAAACUAAACAGGCCAAAGAAUCAAA